CAUCGCCUCCACACAAAUCCAAACCGCGCCGCGGCUCUCUCCCUCUCCUCGUCGCACCCGGCCCGGCGGCGACAGCCAAAUAAAACAUCUCUCUAGCACACCGGUUCCGGCGCGAUGGCUGCCGCCAUCGCGCGGAUGGCUGCCGCCAUCGCGCGGAUGGCUGCGGCGGUCGCCUGCCACCUUCCCAGCUCCUCCGCAUGCCGCGCGGCGCCACCAUUGCCGCCGUCGUCGCGCGUCGGGGGGCUGAGGUGGCGGCGGCGGCGGCGCACGGUGGCGGCGCGGCGGAGGGGGAGGAGGCUCGGCCGCGGCGGCCUCGUCAUCGUGGACGAGUUCGGCGGGCAGUACGAGGAGGGUUUCGAAGACGUGCACACGGAAAUCGUGAACUACUUCACUUACAAGGCCACAAGCACGGUGCUCCAUCAAUUGUAUGAAAUGAACCCGCCAGCGUAUACUUGGCUCUACAACUACGUUGUGGUUAACGACCCAAAAGAGGGUAAACAUUUCCUCGUCGCACUCGCAAAGGAGAGGCAAGAUCUGGCAGAAAGAGUGAUGAUUACACGGCUUCAUUUGUACAGCAAAUGGAUCAAGAAAUUCGACCAUGCAAAAAUGUACGAGAAGAUCUCGAACGAGAAUCUGGAGAUAAUGCGUCAGAGGCUAAUGGAAACCGUAGCGUGGCCAACCGAUGACACAAACACCAGCGACACAGCAAAAUGAACGAUGGCUUAACAGCAACAAGCUUGAAACUUAUGUUGAGUACGACAGAUCCACUCAAUAAUGUGCUCUACGAAAAGUUCCUGCAGAUUGGAUUUUGACCUGAGUUACUCAUUUGUGCAUAUCAGUAACCCUGCAUCGAUAGAACAGUUGAUGUAUAUUCUCCUAGGCAGCAAGGGGAAAAAGACAUUUGAUGUAUAGUACUACCUUCGUUUCGUAAUGUAAAAUGUUUUCGUAAUGUAAAAUGUUUGACUUUUUUUGUUACAACUCUU
Oryza brachyantha (malo sina) is the source of this 983-nucleotide messenger RNA. Its product is annotated as chaperonin-like RbcX protein 2, chloroplastic. Lineage: Eukaryota; Viridiplantae; Streptophyta; Magnoliopsida; Poales; Poaceae. The transcript is spliced from 5 exons. Bases 115 to 714 code for a protein of 199 amino acids. The record is from RefSeq and is a predicted model, not a curated record. Gene Ontology annotation, biological process: ribulose bisphosphate carboxylase complex assembly. Gene Ontology annotation, molecular function: protein folding chaperone.